This is a messenger RNA of Funneliformis caledonium, 150 nucleotides long. NCBI's taxonomy places the organism in Eukaryota, Fungi, Glomeromycota, Glomeromycetes, Glomerales, Glomeraceae. The record is from the annotation of a GenBank genome assembly.
AUUUUAAAUAAAAUGAAUACAAAACCACUUCAUGAUACAUUGCGAAAACGAAAAACUAGGGUGAAAGAGAAUUCUAAUCAAUGUGAAAUUCAUCGUGCAUGUGAUAGAAAGAAUAAACGUGCGAAAAGAGCUGUUAAAACUACAGAAUAG